Pongo pygmaeus (Bornean orangutan) is the source of this 10775-nucleotide messenger RNA. It is a transcript of the gene SOCS5, whose product is annotated as suppressor of cytokine signaling 5. The record is from RefSeq and is a predicted model, not a curated record. The transcript is spliced from 2 exons. Lineage: Eukaryota; Metazoa; Chordata; Mammalia; Primates; Hominidae. Gene Ontology annotation, molecular function: 1-phosphatidylinositol-3-kinase regulator activity. Gene Ontology annotation, biological process: intracellular signal transduction; cell surface receptor signaling pathway via JAK-STAT; epidermal growth factor receptor signaling pathway. Gene Ontology annotation, cellular component: phosphatidylinositol 3-kinase complex. The coding region runs from base 710 to 2101 and encodes 463 amino acids.
CCCCCGGCUGUCGCCCCCGCACCCUGGCGGAGGCAGCGCCGGCCUCGGGCUGGGAUGGGCUGGCCGGGAAAAGGACUGCUAGCCCGGGCCGCGAGCCCCGUGCAGACCACGCCGCUCACAGUGGGAGCUUGCGCUUAGUAGGCUCUCGAUGCAUUUCUGUGGAAUUGUUUUUCUGGUUGGAGGAACGUGGGGUUCCUAAGGGGAAGGGGGUCGUCCGGGGCCAGUAGGAGGGCAUCCGUGAUCGGGGUCGUGGUGGGUCGCGGGGAGGCCACCGGAGACUGAAGCAGUUACGCAGGCUGCAGGGAAGGGAGCACCGACCAAGUCACUUGGGGCUCCAAGAGUCCGAUCUGGGGGUCUUCAAGGUCGAGGAGAAAAGAUCCUCUUGGGGAUGAGGGAGGGAACCAACGAGUACAGAUGUGGGAAAUGAAUUGAGUGCCCUGGGAGGUUUAACUAACAAGGUGGGUAAGGGAUGCGGAAGCGGGAGCUGGAAGACCCCUCUGGAACUACUUGGGCUCCUAAGAGUCUUUGAUGUGGGGUUUGGGCAUCCGAGUAGCAGAAGCGGAGUGAUUUUUGUGGAGAGGGAAUUGCAUUUAAAGAAGGAUGCUAAAAAACAGUUUUUAGGAUUUGUAAACCACUGCUCAAGGAAAUAAAAGAGGAUACAAACAAAUGGAAGAACAUUCCAUGCUCAUGGGUAGGAAGAAUCAAUAUCAUGAAAAUGGCCAUCCUUCCCAAGGUAAUUUACAGAUUCAAUGCCAUCCCCAUCAAGCUACCAAUGACUUUCUUCACAGAAUUGGAAAAAACUACUUUAAAGUUCAUAUGGAACCAAAAAAGAGCCCGCAUCGCCAAGUCAAUCCUAAGCCAAAAGAACAAAGCUGGAGGCAUCACGCUACCUGACUUCAAACUAUACUACAAGGCUACAGUAACCAAAACAGCAUGGUACUGGUACCAAAACAGAGAUAUAGAUCAAUGGAACAGAACAGAGCCGUCAGAAAUAAUGCCACAUAUCUACAAGUAUCUGAUCUUUGACAAACCUGACAAAAACAAGAAAUGGGGAAAGGAUUCCCUAUUUAAUAAAUGGUGCUGGGAAAACUGGCUAGCCAUAUGUAGAAAGCUGAAACUGGAUCCCUUCCUUACACCUUAUACAAAAAUCAAUUCAAGAUGGAUUAAAGACUUAAAUGUUAGACCUAAAACCAUAAAAACCCUAGAAGAAAACCUAGGCAUUACCAUUCAGGACAUAGGCAUGGGCAAGGACUUCAUGUCUAAAACACCAAAAGCAAUGGCAACAAAAGCCAAAAUUGACAAAUGGGAUCUAAUUAAACUCAAGAGCUUCUGCACAGCAAAAGAAACUACCAUCAGAGUGAACAGGCAACCUACAAAAUGGGAGAAAAUUUUCGCAACCUACUCAUCUGACAAAGGGCUAAUAUCCAGAAUCUACAAUGAACUCCAACAAAUUUACAAGAAAAAAACAAACAACCCCAACAAAAAGUGGGCAAAGGACAUGAACAGACACUUCUCAAAAGAAGACGUUUAUGCAGCUGAAAAACACAUGAAAAAAUGCUCACCAUCACUGGCCAUCAGAGAAAUGCAAAUCAAAACUACAAUGAGAUACCAUCUCACACCAGUUAGAAUGGCAAUCAUUAAAAAGUCAGGAAACAACAGGUGCUGGAGAGGAUGUGGAGAAAUAGGAACACUUUUACACUGUUGGUGGGACUGUAAACUAGUUCAACCCUUGUGGAAGUCAGUGUGGCGAUUCCUCAGGGAUCUAGAACUAGAAAUUCCAUUCGACCCAGCCAUCCCAUUACUGGGUAUAUACCCAAAGGACUAUAAAUCAUGCUGCUCUAAAGACACAUGCACACGUAUGUUUAUUGCGGCAUUAUUCACAAUAGCAAAGACUUGGAACCAACCCAAAUGUCCAACAAUGAUAGACUGGAUUAAGAAAAUGUGGCACAUAUACACCAUGGAAUACUAUGCAGCCAUAAAAAAUGAUGAGUUCAAGUCCUUUGUAGGGACAUGGAUGAAAUUGGAAAUCAUCAUUCUCAGUAAACUAUCGCAAGAACAAAAAACCAAACACCGCAUAUUCUCACUCAUAGGUGGGAAUUGAACAAUGAGAGCACAUGGACACAGGAAGGGGAACAUCACACUCUGGGGACUGUUGUGGGGUGGGGGGAGGGGGGAGGGAUAGCAUUGGGAGAUAUACCUAAUGCUAGAUGACGAGUUGGUGGGUGCAGCGCACCAGCAUGGCACAUGUAUACAUAUGUAACUUACCUGCACAUUGCGCACAUGUACCAUAAAACCUAAAGUAUAAUAAUAAUAAUAAUAAAAGAAAAAAAAAAAAAAAAGAAAAGCAAAAAAAAAAAAAAAAAGUUUUAGGAUUUGUAUACUAAUUGGAUACAACUUCUUUGUCACAUAAAUGUGUUAGAGAUUUUUCUCCCAGUCUGUGGCUUGACUGUUCACUGUCUUGGUGGCAUCUUUCGAUGAACAAAAGUUUUGAAUUUAGUGGUCUAUUUUAUCAAUAUUUCCUCUUAUGCUAGUGUUUUUCUGGGUCCUGUCUAAGAAUCUUUGUCACCCCCACAGUUGUGAAGAUAUUAUCCUGUGUUUUCUUCCAGAUGCUUUAUAGUGAUAAUUUUUGUGUAUUGAGGCUGAUUUAUUGGUUAAGAUUAGAUUUUUGCCCCCGUAUAGAUAGCUAAUCGUUCCAACACAGUAUACUUUCCUUUCCCCAUUAAUUGCUUUGGCACCUUGUUAAAGCUCAGUUAAUGGAGUAGGUGUGGAUCUGUCGCCAAACUCUAUUUUGUUCAUCUAUUUGUCUUUCUGCCACUAUGACACUGUCUUGAUUUACCACAGCAUUAAGUCUUGAAAUAAGGUAAUAGAACUUCUCCAGUUUAGUUCUUAUUUUUCAAGAUUGUUUAGACUUUUUUUUAGGUAUUGUACAUUUCCACAUAAAUUUUGUAAUCAGCUUAUCAAUAUCUACAAAAAAGCCUUUUGGAAUUUUUAUUAGGGUUGCAUUUGAAUCUAUGAAUUGGAGAGAAUUAACAUCUUAACAUGAACAUAAUAUAGCUCUAUUUAGAUCUUUUUUAGUGUAGAGAGAACUCUUUCACCAUUGUAUAUGUUAGCUAUACAUUUUUCAUAGAUGCCCUUUAUCAGAUUGAAGAAGUUCUCUUUGCUUAGAGCUUUUUUUUUUCCCCACAAGUGGAUGUUUAGCUUUUUUUUUUUUUUUUUUUGAGACACAGUCUAGCUCUGUUGCCGAGGCUGGAGUGCAGUGGCGCUAUCUUGGCUCACUGCAACCCCUGCCUCCUGGGUUCAAGCGAUUUUUCUGCCUCAGCCUCUUGAGUAGCUGAGACUAUAGGCGUGUGCCACCACGCCCAGAUAAUUUUUGUAUUUUUAGUAGAGACAGGGUUUCACCAUAUUGGCCAGGCUGGUCUUGAAUUCCUGACCUUGUGAUUCGCCUGCGUUGGCCUCCCCAAGUGCUGGGAUUACAGGCGUGAGCCACUGCGCCCAGCCUGUUCAGCUUUCUUAAAAAAUGAGUCUGCACUAUUGAGAUGCUUAUGUGAUAUUUCUUCUUUAUUCUAUUAAGAUGGUGAAUUACAUUGAUUGGUAUUUGAUUAUUAAACCAACCUUGCAUUCUUGAGAUAAACUCGGUUGAAAUGUAUUGUUGUUUUUUUGUUUUUGUUUUUGCUUUUUGUUUUGUUUCCUCUAGAUUCAAUGAGGGAUUAUUCUUGGUCUAUAGUUUUUUUUUUUGUUUUGGUAUCAGAGUUAUGCUGACUUUUUUUAUGAAUUAGGAGGUGUUUCCUCUUAUUUUGUGGAAGAGUUUGGGUAAAAUUCAUGUUCUUCCUUAAAUGUUUGAUGGAAUUUAUCAAUGAAGCCAUCUGGACCUGUAGUUUUCUUUGUGGAAAGUUCUUAAUUAAGGAAUUUAAUUUAUAAAAGAAUGAGUAUAGGCCCAGCAUGGUGGCUCAUGCCUGUAAUCCCAGCAUUUUGGGAGACUGAGGCAGGAGGAUCACUUGAGCCCAGAAGUUUGAGACCAGCUUGGGCAACACAGGCAGACCCCAUCUCUACCAAAAAUUUAAAAACUAGCCAGGUGUGGUGGCGCACACCUGUAGUUUCAGCUACUCAGGAGGUUGAGGCAGGAAGAUCCUUUGAGCCUGGGAGGUCAAGGCUGCAGUGAGCUGUGAUCAUGCCACUGCACUCCAGGGUGGGUGACAGAGUGAGUCUCUGGGUCUAAAACAAAUAUAAGACUACUCAGAUUUUCUUUUUCUUUUUUAUGUCUGUUUUGGUAAUUUGUGUUUUGGAGAAUCUGUUGAAUUUAUCAGCAUGAAAAUAAAUUAUAAAUUUUAUGAAACAGUAUUUCCUUUUUAUGUCAGUAGGAUCUAUUCCUUCUUUUACUCUUGAGAUUGGAUGCCUUUUCUCCUUUUUUCCCCUUGAUUAAUCUAACUUGAGAAAGGAAUAUCAAUUUCAUAAAUCCUUUCAAAGAACCAACUUUUGACAUUGCUUUUUCUCUGUGGUUUACCUGUUUUCUGUUUCAUGAUUUGAGCUCUUUAAUUCCUUCCCUUCUCCUUACUUUGGGUUUAAUUUGCUCUUUUUUCUCUAGUUUUAAGUGAAAGCUUAGAUCAUUGAUUUUCGAAACUCCUUUUAAAAAACAAUUAUUAACAUUUAAAGCUAUAAGUUUCCCUGUAAGCAUUCUUUAGCUGCAUCCCACAGAUAUUGAUAUGAUUUAAUUAUUAUUCCAUUCAAAAUAUUUUUAAAUUCCUCUUGUAAUUUAUUUGACCCAUGGGUUGUUUGAAACAGUGUUUCCAAAUAAUUUUCAAAUAUUUGGUGUUUUUCAGGUAUCCUUUUGUUACUGUGUUUUCAUUUAAUGCCAUGGUGAUCAGAGAACAUACAUACUCCUAAUAACUUCAACCAAUAUAAACUUUUUGAUUGUUUUAUGCCCCAACAUAUGGUAUGUCUUGGUGAACGUUCAAUGUAUACUUGAAAAGAAUGUUUAUUUUCCUGUUACUAGGUGGGGUGUUCUGUAGAUGCCAAUUAGGUUAGUCUGAUCUUCUUAUAUCUUACAUCUUUAUUGAUUUUCUGUCUAUGGUUCUGUCAACUAUUGUGAGAGGAGAGUUGAAGUUUCCAACUGCAGUUUUGGAUUUGUCUGUUUCUUCUUUCAGUUCUAUUAAGUUUUGUUUCCUAUUUCAAGCAUAGUUUACAGCACUGUUGAGUGCAUGCACAUUGGAGAUUAAAUGUUGUUGAUGAAUUGACUCUUCUGUCAUCAUCAAAUGGUCCUCUUUAUCCCAGGUAAUUUCCAUUGUUCUGAAGUCUCUGUCUGAUACAAACUUUUCUUUCGAUUAGUAUUUACAUGAUGUAUCUUUUUCAUCCUUUUACUUUUAACCUAUUUAUAUCAUUAUACUUAAAGUGGAUUUCUUGUAGGGAGUAUGUAGUUGGGUCUUGCUUUUUUUACCUAGUCUGAUAAUCUCUCCUUUAAUUGAUGUGUUUAGACCAGGGUUGGCAAACUGUGGCUGGCAGGUUAAAUCUGGCCUGCCACCUGUUUGUGUAAAUAAAAUUGUAUUGGAACACAGUCAUGCCCCCAUGCCAACCAGUGGUUUAGACUAUUUGCACUUAAUGUAAUUUUGAUAUAGUUGAAUGAAAAUGUGCCAUCUAUUUGUUUUCUGUUGGUUGAUGUUGUUUCUUUUUUCCUUGAUUUUCUACCUCUUUUUGGAUGGAUUAUUUUUUAUGAUUCUAUUUUAUCUUUCCUGUUGGUUUGUAACUUACAUCUCUUUCAAUUUUUUUUUUAUUAGCGGCCUUAAUUAGUUAAUCGUGAUUUGCCUUCAACUAAUAUUUUACCACUUAAUGUGUAGUUCAAGAAUCAUAAUAGUUACUUCCAUUUCUUUUUUUCCAUAUUUUGUGCUUUUGUUGUCAUGCAUUUUGAGUUGAAGUGUUCUUUUUGCUUUGUCAGGCAGUUACCUUUUCAAGCAAUUAAAAGUGACAAAAAUACUGUAAUCCCAGCACUUUGGGAGGCUGAGGUGGGCGGAUUGCUUGAACCCAGGAGUUCAAGACCAGCCUGAGCAACAUAGUAGGACACAGUAUCUAUAAAAAAUAACAAAAAUUAGCCAGACAUGGUGGCUUGUGCCUGUAAUUCCAGCUACUCUGGAAGCUUAGGUGGGAGGAUUGCUUGAGCCUGUGCUGUCGAGGCUGCAGUUAGCCUAGAUCAUGCCACUGUGCUUGAGCCUGGAUGACAGAGAGUAACACCCUGUCAAAAAAAAAAGAAAAAUAUCUUUAAUAUUUACCUUCAUUUAACCAUUUUUUUAGAUCUUUAUUUCUUUGUAUCCAUCCAAGUUUGUGUCUAGUAUAUUCCCUUUGCUUAAAAAACUUCCUGUUACAUUUCCUGUAGUUCAACAUUCCUCUCAUUUUGUUUUCAGUUUUGAAAGUUGUUGGUGUGGAUAUAGAAUUCUAGGUUUUUAGGAUCCCCCCCGCCCACCAUCUUAAAGAUGUUGUUCCGCUAUCUUCUUGUUUGUAUAGUUUCUGACAAGAAGUUUGUUGUAAUUCUUGUAUUUGUUUCUCUGUAUAUGUUUUUUUCCUUUGGCUGCUUUUAAGAUUUUGUUUGUAUCACUGACAGCAACUUUAUUAUGUUGAGCCUUUGUGUGGCUUUUUGGAAGUUUAUUGAGUUUCGUGGAUCUGUGGGUGUAUUGUAUUCAUCAUCACAUUUAUAAAAUUUUUAGCCAUCUAUCUUGAAGUUUUUUUUCUUCUCAGGUGUCUUUCUCCUACAGACUCUAAUCCCACAUAUGUUCAACCACUUAAUAUUAACUCGCAGUUUACUGAGGCCCUGUCCAUUUUUCUUCCAAUCUGUUUCUUUUUCCUUUAGUUUGGAAAUUUUCUGCUGCCCUGUCUUCAAGGUAACUGAUUUUUUUGUUAAUAGCUUCUUUGUCUAAUUUGCUGUUAUGCCUGUCCAGUCAGUUUUUCAUAUCAGACACCCCCCCCUUUUUUUUUUUUUUUUAAGUUCUAGAAGUCCUCUUACGUAUAUAUGGUUUCCCCUUCUCUAUGAGGUAUUUCCUUUUUUAUUCAUUGUGUUGAUGUUUUUCUUUAUGUCUUUAAACUCUUUUCUAAUAGCUGUUAUAAGGUCUUUUACUCAAAUGUCCUUUACUUACCCCAGCCAUUUCUUGGUCCUUAUUAUAGUUUAUUAUUUAUUUUUCAUAAGCCUGGUAAUUUUUAAUGGAUUUCAUGAUGUUGAAUGUCUUCUUUUUUUUUUUUUUUUUUUUUUUGCAUAUAGUGUUUCUUGAUUGUUGAGUUUUGUCCUGGCAGGCAGUUUAUUUAUGGAUUGACUUUUAAACAUUUUUAUUUAAUUAACUAAUAAAUUUAAUUAAUUAAGACAGGGUCUCACUUUUUCACCCCGGCUGGAGUGCAGUGGUGCAAACAUGGCUCACUGCAGCCUUGAAUUCCGGGCUCAAGAUAUCCUCCUGCUUUAGCUUGCUGUGUAGCUGGAACCAUAGGUGCACACCACCACACCCAGCUAAUAUUUUGACUUUUUUGUGCAGAUAGGGCCUCUCUAUGUUGCUCAGGCUAGUCUUGAACUUCUAUCAAGCAGUCCUUCUGCCCCAGCCUCCCCAAAUGCUGGGAUUACAGGCAUGAGCUACUGUGCUUGGCCAAUUUUAUGGAUCAACUUGAACUUUCAAGUUUGGUCUUCAGGGUUUUUUGUUUGGGGAAUUUUUGUUUGUUUCUGGACAGAUACGGAAUAGCUUUAGUUUAGGGCCUGUUUGGGCCCACCACUGAGGUGUGCACUUUUUUGUAUCUCCUUUAAUUUCCCCAUGUAUUCAUCAAGGUUUAUUCAUCCCAGCUGGUUAUUGAUCCUGGCCCUGUGUGAACUCUAAAUCGUUGGAGAGUGUCCCAGUAUUUGUUAUUUUCUUGGACGUUUUUCUUUGUGCAGCCUCAUGGAGUUACAUACCACAUGUAUGCAGAUUGGUAUUUGGCCAGAAACUCAAGAAGACCCCUUUUGCAUGUUUUUGGAGCAGUUUCUCUGUGUAACUUCUUCCUUUGUGGUUCGAUGCCCUGCAAAUUCUAGCUGUCUCAGACUUUACAAAUUCUGAGCUCUGUCACAUCAACUUAGUGAGACUACUGACUCUAUUUGGCUUCCUCUCCGUCUGUUUUGGUUCUAGGCAGAAAGCUGGAGCAAUCAUAGGGCUCCCCUUGCUUGUUUUCCUUCUUUAGGGGAUCAUGUUUUCAUAUUGCCUCUUCUCGUGUGAAAACUAUUGUUUGAUAUUUUGUCUAGUUUUCUACUUGUUUGUAACUGCAGGACAAUUCUGGACUUUGCUUCUGGCUCAUGACUAGAAGUCAGAAAUCUUCUGCCUUCAUUUUUUAAGGAUAUUCAUGCCAGAUAUAGAAUUUCGGAUUAACAGUUUUUUUUUUCUUUCAACAUUUUAAGGUCAUCAUUUCAUAAUCUUCCAGUUUAUAUUAUUUCUGAUGAGAAGUCAGUGGUAUUUCUUAUAAUUGCUCACUUAAUGUGGUAUGUAUUUUUUUCUCAUCCCAGUCCUCUAAAGAUUUCUCUUUUUAUCUUUGGUUUUAUGCAAUUUUGUAAAUUUUAGGGUUAGGUUACCUCUAAUAUAGAGGCAUGCCUUUUCAGAGUCUGUGUUGAAAGCAUGGGGUAUUCAACAAGGUCUUUUUACUCUAGCUUAGCUGUUAGGAAUUUUAAUGUCUCCGGGACCUGUGCCUACAAGCUUAGGUAGUUGUUUGGUUCAUACUGUUUAGUUGCUCUUUCCCUAGAUGUUAUUCUUUCACUGGUCUGAUGGAGUAUUACCUGCACAUAUGCAGCUUAGUCUCUAGGCAAAGAUUCAGGAGAUCUCUCUAAAGAUUUCUGAAACUUUGUCUCCACAGCUCCCUUCUUCUAGUUUUGCUGCUCAAAUUCCAGCAACCUCAGUAGCCUCAAACUUCAAGCUCUAUUUCCUCAACUCAGUGAGAUUCUUGUGUUUUUGUGUGUGUGUGUGUGUUUCCCCUGUAUGGGGUAUAAGCAGAAAGCCAGGGCAUUUGUGAGUCUUUGUUUCUCUUUUCUCAGGAAUCACAAUCCUGUGCUGCCUAUUGUCCAAUAUCUGAAAAUAAUAUUUCAUGUAUAUUGCCGAGUUUUAUAGUUGUUUACAGAAGAUCUAGCCCAGUACAGUUUACUCCAUCAUAAUUGAAAGUGGAAGUUUAGGAGUUUACUUUUUCUUCUUUUUAAAAAUUCUUUACAGUUUUUGGUAUAUUAUACUUUUUAGACUAUGGCUUUAUUUUUAAAAAUCAUGUCAGCUCAUAUUUUAAUUUUCAAGUGAUACAGAGAGUUACAGAAGAAAUUUUUUAAAAAAGGAAAAAUAACUCAGUAUCCCCAAACCCAAAGUUUGCCAGUUAUAUGAACAUCAUUUUGGGCAUCUUUUAUUGCACAUCUACUCAUAGAAGGAUAAUUAUUUUAUUUUUAAAAUGCCAUUCAUACUAUUUCUGAUAUAAGGCAUUUAAGUUUAAUUAACAGAGCUAAAUUUGUUAAAUAAAAGCAAUAUGGGAAAAACUGCUCAACCACAGAUAAAUAUUUACUACCAGAGAUAAUACUUUCUAAAAGAUUUUUCUCUAGGCUAAAGAAAUAAGAUUACAGAAAAAGCCAAAGAGCUUAGAGUUAUGAUAUCAAUAAUUGUGUGCUCCAAUAGGUCUCUCACAUAGAAAAGAAUAAAGUAUUGGCAAAUAUCUUGCUGGUAGGAACAUACAGUGAUACAGCUUUCUAAAUGGCACUUUGGCAAUAUUCAGAAUCCUUAAAAUGUUCAUACCCUUUGCCCAAGUUUAAUUUUUAGGAAUUUAUUAUAAGGAAAUAAGAGAUGCACACAAAUGUGUAUGUUACUUAUUCAUUACAAUGGUAUUUAUAAUGUUGAAAAAUUAGAAGCCUCAAAUGAUUAGGUUAUGCUAUAGUUGUGUAACCAAAUACCAUAAAACUAUUACAAAUCAUGUUCUUUAAAAUUUUUAUUUAGUGUACUGUACUGCUUAUAAUAAAAAUAACUGACAGGAGAUGAAAAAUUAAGAGCUUUUGGAUUUUGAGGGUUAUAAGAAACUGUUCACAAUAUAGUGAAUGAUAAAAGCAGGAUGAUACAUGUCCAAUCCUUUUUUCCAUUUUUGCAGGUACUUUAGCUUGAGCUUUAUUGAGCUUUAUAAUUAGAUUUAAUGAAAGGAACACUUAUUCUUACACUGUACAUGUAAUAUGUAUCCUAAACUUUUUCGAAACUAAGGCAGUCUCUCAUGUUUCGUAGUUUAAAAUUAUGAGUUUCUAUCAAACAGUUCUUUAUGCACUUGAAUAAAUUUAAUAUUACUAUCUUUCCUUUUUUCUUUUUUCUAGAGCUGGUUUUAAAGAAGUUUUGGUCUUGCUUUCUCAGCCAGUGUUCCUGCCCACUUCCUUGCAGGUGUGGAUGUCCUUAUGUUAAAGAAAGAAUGGACGUCAUAGUCUUCGUUUUCUCAGUAAAAUAUUAUGUUUGACGUCUGUAUCCCUGGCAUCUUAAGCAUAUGGACCUGGUGCUCUUUAGGAACUCACUGUAGUGACUCAGCUCCACAUAUUUUGCUAUAUAGAGAACAUGUUGGAAAUUCAUAGCAGAAAAUUAACAAUUAAAAGUCAAAGCAUUGUUGUGGUGAAUGAACAAAGAAAUAGGUGCGUCCUUCAGGGAAGUAUCAUUCAUGCCAGACCUCAAAGAAGAAUGACCUUAACCUAAGUGGUCUAGAGUCUAUUCCUCGGCAGUCGCAGAUCCAGAAACUCAGUUUGGUCAGGGAACUGAUUCUAUUCUAAGCAGAUUUAUGGAAAACUGAUAAAGAAA